AUGCAAAGAUUUCUCGAACAGAAUCCAAAUUUGGUGAAGUUUUAUCAGCUUGCCAAUGAUAUUGCAAGCAAAAGAAUCAAUCACCACACCGCGCUACAGUAUUACAAGACGAAGGAGGAUGUGGCAUAUCUCUUCAAAAUAGAUAAUUGGAAAGUGCUUGGUGAUGUAAAGGGGACGUUACAGAUGAUAACAAAUGACGCAGGUGAGGAUGAAAGGCAAAUACUCGAUUUUUUGUUAAGAAAAAAACGGGUAUACAAGUCGGCUUUGAUCGUUAUUCUGUGCAUUCUUAAUUUCAAGUUUGUUGUUCAUACGAGAAACCAAAAAAGUCGAAAAAGAAACAUGUCUACGUACAAAUUUAAGUUUGAAACUGUUGAAGAAGCCUUUCUGUACUACCUGUACAUCGUUUACAACGUUGAUAAAAAGUAUAUCAGCAUUUUACAUGGGAAGAUCAAGCAACUGCCAUUAAAAAUGGCGCUUGUUGCCGCGUAUUCGUUGAAAUACGACGAGCUAAUGAAACAUGUACUGGAUAGAUGGCAAGAGGAUCGUACGGUGCCACAGUAUGUUUUUGAGAUAUAUGAACCUUCCUAUGAGUACAUUGCCUCUAAAAUGAUAACCUUGUCGAAUAAAGAGUGGUUAAAAAUCCUAAGAAUAGUGAACAUAGAUAAAAUGAAAAUUGCCAGAUCAUUUCUAGGGAAAUGUAUGGCGGAGUUCAUGAGAACAAACGAUGAGCGCCUCUUGAAUCGCAAUUUGCGCUUCAGUGAGAUCUGUUUGGAAGUUAAUAUGUCCGAAGAUGUGUUCAGAAAUCUUGAAAUGAAUAGUUCUAGCGGUUCAAAUAGGCAAGAAAAGACUGCUAAAGCUCAAAUAGAAAUAAAACCUGAGCAAGUAAAAAUAUAUGAUGGAAGAAACCCUCACGCGAAUCAAGAACUCCAUUUCAGGUCUUCAAAUAUUUGCAUUAUGAAGAAAAUAGUGUAUGCAUGGCUAAGAAUAUUACUGGCAACUAAUAAUCACUUGCUGUUUAUAGAUAUUUUUGAAAAAAUGAAAAAAGGUACAUGUACGGAAUAUACGAUACUUGAAAACAUAUAUAAUAAGAUCAUGUGCAUUUUUAAAGGUAUAAAUCCCAAUUUUGGUGAUCUUUUGGAUAAGUACGAUGAAACCAACGAGUUUUCACCAAUUUCUUUUUCAGAUUUAGGAAAAUAUUUAUGUAAAAUACAAAUAGUUUAAGUAAAGUCC
Messenger RNA from Vavraia culicis subsp. floridensis, 1230 nucleotides. RefSeq lists its product as uncharacterized. NCBI's taxonomy places the organism in Eukaryota, Fungi, Microsporidia, Pleistophoridae. The transcript has a single exon. Bases 1 to 1221 code for a protein of 406 amino acids. The record is from RefSeq and is a predicted model, not a curated record.